CUCUUCUCUCUUUUAAAUUUCGAAAAACGUUUACCUCACUCCUUAUGCUCUCAACUCAAACAUAAUAGCUAGGGUUUCAUCGUUGCUGCUAUGCUCCCUGUUUAACUUCAAAUUCGUCGAUCUUCUUCACCGGACGAUGGGCUGCUUCUUCGGCUGUUUUCGCGUCAGAGACGACCGUCGCCCUCCGAUUCAUCUCCUCUCUCAACCGGUUACUUCAAACGCAAAGGAUCCUGUUGUAAAUUCAGCUAGAAAUCCUUUAUCGACGUUGCUGUUUUUGGACGCUGAAGAUAGAGAUCGAUCCUCACCGAAAUAUGGGAGGAACGGCGGUACAGGAUCCGGCGAUUCUGAUAUUAAUUUGCAUGAGCUGAAGGCUGAGGCUAAAUUUCUUAAAAAUUGUGGCACUUUACCACAGACUCCAGCUGAGAUUCGGAACAAUAAGAAACUGACAAAUUCAAAGCCUCAAAAUGGAGAUACAGAAUCUACAACAUUUCAUUCAUGGCUUCAAAAUGCGAGUAUUGAAAAGGUCAAACCAGAAAAACAACCUGGUGUGCAAUAUUCUCCGGUCAAACUCUUUGACAAAUGGGAGAACAGAUCAGAUAGUUCAUCACAUUCACCAGACAGUUGUGUGACAGGGCACACUUCAGAGAGGCUCAACUCAAGCUCAGCUGAAGGAGGUGGAGUUAAACAAGAUUUAGAAAAAGCUUACAUCCAUGCUGAUCUGGCACAGCACAGAAACAAAUCUGUCCGAUUCGAUUGUGAAACUGACGCAUCUCCAUUUUCGUUAAAGAAUUCUUCAUCUGAAGUUACUAGCCAAGAACCAAAAUCAGCCGGAUAUCCAAGUGAUUACAGUGUUUCAAAACCUUCACCUUACCCGACCCCUCUAAAUUUAACCAAUGACAUGCAGACACCUGGCACUGUUUUCCCUUCAUAUUUACACAACAAAGAAUUUGAAAAGAAUCCACGGAUCAGAUCUCAUAACGUGUCCCCAGUGCUCACUCCUGUUGAAAAUGCCGCACAAUUGAAAAAACUAGUGGAAGAAAGUUUUAGUUCUGAUUACUAUUCUCAAUCUGAAGAACAUCUUGAAAAAGGAGGAAAUACAGCUGGCGAAGAGUUGAAUGUGGAUACAAGUUUGUCAUCAUGGUUGCCACCUAAGCAGAAGACCCAUCAAGCCGUCAACAACCGUUCGUUUACCGCCAAAACUCCGGUGGAUAGGCCUAUACUUGGAAUGGUUGCAGCUCACUGGAAUGCUGAUGAAGUUGUUGAUCCUCCAGCUCCACCUAAGUGGUGGGACGGGAAUGGAAUCCCUAAUUCAACUAACAAAUACAAAGAGGACCAGAAAGUUAGUUGGCACGCUACACCAUUUGAGGAAAGAUUAGAGAAGGCUUUAUCUGAGGAUAGACUUAUUGCUGAGAGGAAGCAACUCGGAACGAGACCACUGCGAGCUGUAGACUUGAAUGAAAAAGAGGAACAUGAAGCUUCAAGCCAUUUUGAAUCUGGGUUAAUCUUGAGUGCAUGAAGAUUAAGAUGUGAGUACUUAUUGAGAUUUUCAGAAAAUAAUGCCUUAUCAACUAUAUGGAUUGUUUUGGAGUGAUGGAUUGUUUAAACUCUCGUACUUGGUUUUUGUACGACCAAGAAAUGUUAUUGUCUGUAAGAGUAAUUGGUUUUAGACAAAUAAUGUAAAUAUAAAACCAAAACAGACCAGAUCACUUGCAGUUGGAGUUGGUUGUAAUGGAGCAUCACUGCAUCAGUGUGUUUUUGUGUAAUCUAAAUAUAACGUUAACAUUA
Helianthus annuus (common sunflower) is the source of this 1785-nucleotide messenger RNA. RefSeq names its product protein JASON. The record is from RefSeq and is a predicted model, not a curated record. Gene Ontology annotation, biological process: male meiosis II. The transcript has 7 exons. Lineage: Eukaryota; Viridiplantae; Streptophyta; Magnoliopsida; Asterales; Asteraceae. Bases 137 to 1516 code for a protein of 459 amino acids.